Planococcus citri (citrus mealybug) is the source of this 1546-nucleotide messenger RNA. RefSeq names its product EKC/KEOPS complex subunit TPRKB-like. Gene Ontology annotation, cellular component: cytosol; nucleus; EKC/KEOPS complex. The transcript has a single exon. Lineage: Eukaryota; Metazoa; Arthropoda; Insecta; Hemiptera; Pseudococcidae. The record is from RefSeq and is a predicted model, not a curated record. Bases 945 to 1463 code for a protein of 172 amino acids. Gene Ontology annotation, biological process: tRNA threonylcarbamoyladenosine modification.
UAACCAAUCAGAAGCGAGUUAGUUUUUAUCUGUUGUCUCUCUCUUUUGUCGUUGUUUACGUUUUGGACUUGUAUUUUUAUUUUAUGAUGGUGUAUUCGUAUAUUUAUUGUCAUACAUGUGUAUAAAUCAUCACAUUACAAAUAAAAUAACAAAUGAAUCAAUGUAACAUAACUUUACUAAACCGUAAACGUUAAAUUAUUAAAUGAUAUCAAAGCUGUACGUACUUAACUAGUACAACUAGUACUUAUCAAUAUCAAAAUUCAAAACGUAAAAUAAGUAUUUCGAAUUCUCAAUGAAGAUGAUCGUCACAACACAAACACUUAACGAUCAUCUUUAUCGAGAAUUCGAAAUGACACUUGUAUUAGCCAUAUCAUCACAAGCACAUAUGACAUAAGUCACAUAACGAUCAUCUUUAUUGAGAAUUCGAACUACACGUUUUGAAUUUUGAUACUAGUAGAUACAGCUUUAAUAAUUAUUCAACAUGAUAGUAAAGUUAUGUUACAUUGAUUCAUUUAUUAUUUGUAAUGUGAUGAUACAUAUACGACGAAAAAACGACGUUGGAAAAUAUAUUAUUAUUUUUUUUAAAGAAAAAUAUAGAAAUAUAUACGAAUACACCAUCAUAAAAUAAAAUACAAGGCCAAAACGUAAACAACGGAUGAACGGACGAAAGAGAGACAACAGAUAAAAACUAACUGGCUUCUGAUUGGUUACACAUAUUUGCCCUCGAGACGCUCGUCCUGCAAUCAUACUCGCAGCUUCUUAUCACUGAGUGUCAAUUCAGUAAUCACUAAUCAGCCACCCGCUAAAUUUACUACUUUGGCGUUGAAUUUUUUUAUAAUUAUUUGAUUUUACAUUUACUGCCCAGAAAAAUAGUGUAUUGUAUUUUUCGUCUAUCUCCUGCCCAAGAAGAUCGCCGGAUCCUUUAUCACUGGGGUAAUUCGAUCAUGACCACUUUCAAUCUAGAAUACGAUGAAACUCUGGUUUUAAUGUUAUUCAAGAAUGUCUCCAAUAUCGAAGAAAUCAACUCCAAAUUAAGUACUUCAACUCCACCGUUCCAGAACUGCACCAUUAUAAACUACAAAGUGAUCGUCGAUCCUUUCCAAAUCCUGAUCGCUGCUAACAAAGCAAUCAAUUCCAAACACAACGGUAGCUUGAUCACCAAGUCACUAAGUACGGAAUUAUUAUUCAAUUUAUCAAUAUCUGAUAAUAUCACGAUGUCGCUGAAUAAAUUUGGAUAUGCCUCCAACACUCAGCACUUAUUGCUGGCAAUAUUUGAAAAAAAUCCCAAGAUAAUUGAAGCUAUCGCAUCUGAAGUUCAAGGAGUACCAGAACCUAUUUCAAAUUUGUGUAAUUUUAGUGAUCUCGAAGCUGUAAAACAAUCGUACGAUGUAACAGAUGAAAAUUUAGUUGCUAGUUCGUUAUUAAAUUUAGUCACAACGAAAAUAGCUUGUAAAGGAGUGUGAUGUAUGAUUUUUUAAGCACGAGCUUGAUUGUUUGUAUCUUACUUUUUGAUGUUUAAUAAAUAAAUGAAUAUCAAAUUUAUAAA